AUGGGAGAUAUUGACAUCAAAGAUGAUGACAAGGCAUUGUCAUUAUAAAAUUAGAAUUUAACUUAGAUUAGUGUUAAUAAACAAUCAUGCAGUCGAUCAUUAUAAGUUACUAACUUUAAUGCAUCAAAAAAUUCAAUUAAAUAAAUGAUCGGAAUUUCUAUUUUUCAAAAUUUGAGAGUAUUAAAUUUAUCUCACAAUCAAAUUCAAAAGAUCGAAGGUUUAAUUAUUUUAAAAUAACUUUGCGCUUUGAUUUUAAACAACAACCAAAUUAAAUUAAUCUCAGGAUUGGAAAAAUGCUUAGAGUUGAAUACUUUAGUGUUAUCCAAUAAUCAAUUAAUUAAUGUAUAGGGAAUCACACACUUAACUAAAUUAGAGAAAUUAUAGCUGUCCCAUAAUUAAAUAGAAGAUUUAGAAAAUUGCAAGUGUAUGAACAUAGAACAAUUAAGUGUUAAUAACAAUAAAAUUCAAGAAAUUCCAAAGUUUUUUUCACAAAUGACAAAACUAAAGAGACUUGAUAUUGGGAAGAACGAUAUCAAAGAUCCUUAAUAAAUGAUUGUUCUGAGAGAUUUAAAAUUAAUUCAUUUAAAUGUAGCAGGUAAUCCUUGUUCAGAUAAGGCUAUUUAAAUUGCAAUCAAAUUUCCUAGAAUUAGAUUUAUUAAUAACUUAGCUGCUGAGAAAGUCUUAGAGUAACAUCAAUCUAAAGUUCCUUAGAAAAUAAAGGAGAAAACAGAAAAGGUACAAAAAAAGAUUACUUAACCUGUUGUUCCAUAUGAUUUAGAACAGGAAUAGGAAGCUGUAAUAAUAAAGAAACCAAAAAGAAGUGCAAUUGUUAAAGUAGAAAAGAACAAGUAGUUUGAUAAGAAAUAAAAACAGAGAGUAAAGAAUAUUAAUUUAGAUGCGGAACCAAAAAUAGAGAAGUGGUGA
Messenger RNA from Paramecium tetraurelia, 924 nucleotides. RefSeq lists its product as uncharacterized. Gene Ontology annotation, molecular function: protein binding. The transcript is spliced from 2 exons. The record is from RefSeq and is a predicted model, not a curated record. Lineage: Eukaryota; Ciliophora; Oligohymenophorea; Peniculida; Parameciidae.